UUUUCGCAUCCACUAGUGAGUUCCUGUGGGUCCAUAGUUGCAUUAUAUGCGUUGACCAGCAUGUAGCUUUGUUCUUCAUAUCGACUCCGAAGACCGCCCGCCUUGCACUCUGUGCCUUUAUCUAUCUAUACUGUUCCUGUCUUUUUGUAGCUGAUUACUGGCCUCAGGGCGGCACCGUGUAUAUCAUCUCAGUGUAACGGCAAUCGAUGGCUUCCACAGACGACAUUUUCCUCGAGCCAGCAGAGUUAGAGUGCUAUCCUCCAGGGCAAGGUGGCUGCAAUGUUGCUACAUACGACAUGGCGGAGGCUCUCGUCGACAGAUUCCAGAAAGAGCGUGAAAUCGACGACUUGAACGAGGCAAUCACUCUCCACCGAGCUACUUUGGAACUCCAACAAAUUGGGAAUCACAAGCGGUCCUCCACACUCAACGAUCUUGCGGUCUGUCUUUCGAUGAGAUAUGACAAUCAGGGGGUAAUUGCUGACUUGGAAGAAGCCGUGACACUCGGACGUGCAGCACUAGAGCUCCGUCCGCCGGGGCAUCUCGAUCGUGGCGCAUCUCUCUUCAAUCUCGCUGGCAACCUCAGGAAAAGGUUCCAGAAACAAGCCGACCCGCACAGCUUGGACGAAGCAAUCGAGCUGCUCCGUGCGGCUUUGGAACUGCGUCCCCCCGGACAUCCUGAUCGGUCUGAAUCGCUCCACAGCCUUGCUGUCUGUCUUUCGAUGAGAUGUGACAAUCAGGGAGUAAUUGCUGACUUGGAAGAAGCCGUGACACUCGGACGUGCAGCACUAGUGCUCCGUCCGCCGGGGCAUCUCGAUCGUGGCGCAUCUCUUUCCAAUCUCGCCGGCGACCUCAGGAAAAGGUUCCAGAAACAAGCUAAGCUGUACUGCUUGGACGAAGCAAUCGAGCUGCUCCAUGGGGCUUUGGAACUGCGUCCUCCCGGACAUCCUGAUCGGUCUGAAUCGCUCCACAGCCUUGCUGUCUGUCUGUCGGAUAGAUAUGACAAUCAGGAGGUAGUUGCUGAUUUGGAAGAAGCCGUGGCGCUCGGACGUGCGGCACUAGAGCUCCGUCCACCAACGCACCCCGAUUGUGGCGUAUCUCUCUACAAUCUCGCUUACAACCUUAGGAAGAGGUUUCAGAAACAAGCUGACCUGGAUGAUUUGGAUGAAGCGGUUGCGUUGCUCCGUGCGGCUUUGGAACUUCGUUCUUUUGGACAUCCUGAUCGGUCUGAAUUGCUUCACACCCUCGCUGUCUGUCUUUCGGAUAGAUAUGAUAAUCAGGGGGUAGUCGCCGAUUUGGAAGAAACCGUGACUCUUGGACGUGCAGCACUGGAGCUCCGUCCACCAGGGCACCCUGAACGUGAUGUAUCUCUCUACACCCUCGCUCGUGGCCUCUGGGCGAAGUUUCAGAAGCAACCUGACAUGACUGGGUUGCCCAGCACGAAUUCUCAUCAUCAAACUGUGUUGGUGGACCGUCCAACAAGCAAGGCUGAUCUCGCCUCCUUGCUUUUUGAGCUCUCGCUACACCUCUGGGACAGGUUUCAGCGGCAGGCCACCACGAUCGACUUAGACGAGAUCAUUUCUCUCGUUUUAUAUGCUUUGGAGCUUCGAUUACCGCGAAACUCUCAGCACGACGGAGCAUGGGUUCAGAGGCUGGCCCAGAAGGCAGACUCAGAUGAACUUGUCAUGCUUGGUCGAGCGGUAGACAAUCUAGGUGCCCUCGCCAAUUAUUUUAUCAGCGAACGCGAGCACGCAACUGUGGAUUUGAAGGAGGCCAUCACACUGUGCCGAAUUGUACUGCAAUUCCGCCCAACUGGGCACCCCAGUCGCGCUUCGUCUCUCCACAUUCUUGCACAGUGUCUUGCAGACCGGUUUCGUCAACAACUUGCAGCAGCAGGACUGGAUGAGGCCAUUGCGCUUGAACAAGAAGCCCUGCAACUAUUCACACCCGAGGAUCCAGGUUACAACAUAUCUCGGCGCUGCCUUACAACCUACCUCCAAAUGAAGAUCAGGUCAGGAGUUGCCGUGGCGUCGCCCAAUGCCUCACUUGUUACCCAAUUUGGCGUCCAGCAAGUCAUCCGUGAUGUUGCAUUUGAAACCCUCAAAACCAUGCCGACGAGGCUGCUGCACACGCACACUGGCGCUCUGUGCGACCAGGAGACACAGAUAUCCCAUUUUAUGCGUAGUCAACAGUACAAGCAGCUGCUGUCCUUAUGCACAACGUGCAACCCAGCUCAGCGAAUGGAACUCAUCCAUACUGUCCUCUCAAGAUACUUUCAGUUUGUGAUGCUUUCUCACCGCUGGGGUGAAGCCGAACCAUCAUUUCGCGACAUCGAGGGCCGCCCGAUUUAUGAUUUGCCUGCAAAGGGAGGCUUUAGGAAGCUCCAAGCCUUCAGUGCUGUUGCUUGCGAGCGGGACUACUUGUGGGCAUGGAGCGAUACGUGCUGCAUCGACAGGGGUAACAGUGCAGAGUUGGAAGAUGCGAUAGGAUCAAUGUUCGCGUGGUAUCGACGGUCCGCCCUGACCAUCGUGUACCUUUCCGACGUUCCCGAUACCGGUUCGUUCGAGAGCAGCGAAUGGUUCACACGCGGCUGGACCCUCCUAGAACUGCUGGCCCCAAAACACAUACAAUUCUACACCCAAACCUGGUCACCCUACAAGAACCUCACAUCUUCGAACCAUAAGACUGAUGACAGUGUUCUGCAGGAGCUAGAGAGGGCAACUGGGAUCGAAUCCGAAUUCCUCACUAACUUUUCACCAGGUAUGGAUGAUGCACGUUGGAAGCUCCAAUGGGCGUCACAGCGCCGUACUACUCGGCCUGAGGAUAUCGCCUACUCACUUUUCGGGAUCUUUGAUCUCCAUCUACCCGUUCUGUAUGGCGAACCAGCUGAGAACGCGCUUGGCCGUCUUCUGGCCGAAAUCAUAUCGCGGUCUGGGGACAUCUCAGUUCUGGAUUGGGUUGGAGAGUCAUCACCCUAUCAUAGCUGUUUCCCUGUUGACAUCACCUCGUAUCGUAUGCUACCAUUGCCUCCACCCCAAACUAAUGUCGAAGGAGAGUCGGCGAUGAACCAACAGCCUACAUCGUUCGAAGUGUUGCGAAAGUUGCGCGGCUCGCUUACUACUUCGGCCCUCCCCCAAUUUGUUAGUCGCUCCCUGACAUCGUCAAAUAUCGGCCAUCGCGUUUCGGCGGCUCGGCUGCGAACCCCAGGUUUAUACGCACCAAAUGAAGCAUACGAUUUCCACUCACUCACUAGAGUACCUCCCCCGCGAUUCCUCAAUGGUCGCCUUAUACUGCCAUGUAUCGCCCAUCGUGUAACAGUGGUUCAGCUGAAAAGGGCAGAUCCAUCUGCACCGAGGUACACGUACAAGAUCCAUGCGUCCGGUCUGAGGCCACUGGAGAUCGCACUGCCAGACAAGCUAGAAAAUCAGGUUAGGUUGCAGGGCGCUCCGCAGCUUGUACGCCCUUGGCACUCGAAGUUGCUUGGUCCGUCUGCCAAUUUAGAUACCGUGACUGAAGAGCAGCUGGUUUCUAUACUUGAGAGGCCAUUUAAUGCGCUCCUAUUGAUCCCAUUGCCUCACAACGAGUAUAAACGGAUCGCGUCUUCUAUUCUCUUUACUGCUCAACCCACCAACAGGGCUAGCAUUCUGAAAAGCAAAGUUAGGAUAUUCAAUAUCGUGUAGAUAGUCAUCUCGUUAUGAUAUAGAAACUGUUCUGGCGAAUUCAUCUGCAG
Molecule: messenger RNA, 3727 nt
Organism: Pisolithus orientalis
Lineage: Eukaryota; Fungi; Basidiomycota; Agaricomycetes; Boletales; Pisolithaceae
Exons: 2
Coding region: 207-3677 (1156 amino acids)
Molecular function (GO): protein binding
Source: RefSeq, a predicted model, not a curated record